AACUAAUCAGCUUAUUUUUAAAUUUCAGAUAAAUAUGCCUAACACUGAUGAAUUAAUUCAUGCUCUCAAAUGUGCCACAGACCAAAACCCUGCCGUUCUGAAACCGGCUGAAGAUUGGUUACAAUCACAUGAAUGUGAUGAAACAUUUUAUAUUAUACUAAGCCAAAUAGCUCAUACAACUGGUAUUGAGUGGACUGUCCGGUGGAUUGCAGUUGUUUAUUUAAAAAAUGGGAUUGAUAAGUACUGGAGAUCAUAUGCAUCUGGAUCUAUCACAUCUGAAAAUAAAGCUAAGAUUAAAUCUAAUUUACUUCAAUGCAUGGAAGAACCUAUUAAUCAAAUAGCAGUUCAGUCUGCAGUUGUCAUCGCCAAGAUUGCAAGAUUUGAUUAUCCCGGUGAAUGGAACGACUUGAUCCCUAUUUUAAUGCUUGGAAUAUCAUCAUCGAAAAAUUUGCUCCAUCAAAGUAGAUGUAUCCUGACGUUGAAACAUGUGUUAAAAAUGAUUUCCUCAAAGCGUUUGCCUCAUGCUAAAAAAGUAUUUCAUGAUUUAUGUAAAUCAAUAUUUCAAGAUGUAUUUCAGUAUUGGAUGACUAAUCAUUCUUCUACCAAAGCUGCGAUCCUUGACUCACAGAAACUAGAUAUUUCAGUUGUUAAAAAUUUAACUGAUAAUCUUUGCUCAUUGACUAAGAUGGUUCGAUAUAUGAUUCAGGAAUAUAAUAUGGAAAGCAUUGAAAUAUUAUUGAAUAGUAUUUUGAAGAAUCUUUUUGAAACUAUUGAAAUGCUGAAAUCAUGUAUAAGUUCUUUGGAUAUUCAUGAAAAUUGUUUUAAAACUGCGAUAUCUAUUGUUAAAAUGUUGCAGUCAUUAUUGCUAAUUGGUACAGAGUCAUAUCAGCUGGGUGCGCAAAGAGUUAUGGGUGUUCUUUGUAAUCAAAUCCAUACAUAUAUACUGGAAUCUCAUUCUUCGAAUGAUGACAAUGGGAGAAAGUUUAUAGUGAAAUGCAUGAACACUUGUAAAUGUAUAUUGGACAACUCCUCAUUCAUCGAAACAUUUUCAAGUGAUAGACCAGAAACAAAUAACAUUGCAGCUCAACUUGAAAAGCUAUUCCAUUUUCUUGUGUUGCGAUAUCUUCCUCUUGGAGAGGAGGAUUUGGCAUUCUGGGAAGAAGACGCUGAAAACUUUUGUAAUGAAGAAGUUGGAGAAUGUUGGAAAUUCAACUUGAGGCCAUCUGCUGAAAUACUUGCAUUAACACUAUUGAAAAAAUUUCCAGAUAUUUUAGUUCCUUCACUUUUGAGCAUGCUUCGAGCCAUACAAGACAUUGAUAUUCACAGUGUAUCGACAGCAAUUUCUGAGAAUAAUCCAAUUCUUCAAUCUUUGUUUGACGGUUGUUCAUCACCCCUUGAAUGUAUGCUCAGAAAGGAGGCUGUGUAUUACAUGAUAGGCCUUGGAGUAUAUGAGGUGCUGGAUAUCAUAAAUUUUGAGGAAUGGCUGGUUAAUAAAUUGCUACCGGAAAUCAAAUCCAUACAGUCAGACAGCCAUAGUAAACUUCUACAUAGGCGUGUGUUGUGGCUCAUUUCACAAUGGGCUGAAGUGAAACCGUCUGAUGAACUACGUCCAAUUUUGUAUGGAUUUGUCGUGUCUUCAUUGAAUAGAACAUUUGAUAUGGCAGUACGGUUAACUGCUUCAUCAACAAUACAAUUUUUACUCGACGAUUUUGAGUUUGAUAUUUCCCUGUUUAAAGAACACCAAGAUUCUUGUUUUGAGGGACUGUAUAACUUAUUAAGUGACGCUGAAAAUUGUGAUACCAAAAUGAGAGUUUUGAAUGUUUUCGCUUUCCUCAUUGAACGAUUGGGUUCUCUUGUGUUACCUUAUGAGCAGAAAAUUUCUAACAUCAUCCCACCUAUAUGGGAGCAUGCAGUUAGAGAUAAUCAUGAUAUGCUUAAAUGUGCAAUCAUGAGCACAAUGUCCCAAUUUAUUUAUGCACUGAAAGAAAACAGUUCAUCUGUAAGCCAUCUUACAUUACCCCUUGUUCAAGAAAGUACAGACUUAAACAAUAAAAGUCAUAUUUAUCUUUUAGAAGAUGGUCUGGAUCUAUGGCUUGCUGCUUUGCAAAAUUGUGGGGAACCGAAUGCAGGAUUGUUUAAUAUUUUUCCCAAUGUCCUGGGUCUUCUGGAAUACAGUUCAGAGACGAUAAAAACAUGUUUUCUCAUAAUUGAAGCUUAUGUAAUACUAUUCCGAGAUAAUCUGAUUGCAAAGUAUGGUUCUAUAAUCGGAAAAAGCUUUAUUAAUAUUGCUACUGAUGUAAGGAAUGAAUGCUUAGUGCUAAUGAGCAAUUUAGUUCUUACUGUUUUUCAAGUCAUGCCAAAGGAUGCAACUCUACCAUGCAUGCAAUACUGUAAAGAUAUUAUAAGGAAUAGUUUUCAUGAGAAAGAUUCCAUCUUACUGUCAGCUAAUUUAACUCUUGUUGCACAUAUUUUGCUUGUAAACCCUGGUCAAUUUUGGCAGCUCAUUCAAUUAAUAAGCACUGAAAGUGGUGAAAAUUUUGCUGAAGUGGCCCAAGGUUUUCUUAAAGUUUGGUGUGAAAAUAUGGAUGCCAUUGUUGAUAUCGACAAGAAGAAAUUAUCAGCUUUAGCAUUGAUAUCUACUUUGUCUGCACUGACCGAUUUUCCAUUUAUUGCUGAAUGUUUUGCAGACAUUGUUUGCGUGCUGGUUCAAGUUUUGUAUGAUGUGUGUGAUGAGCAUCGAGUAGACUCACUUGUUAAUGAUGCAGAUCAAGAUGUUUUUGAGACUAAACAAGAACAGGAAGAAUGUGCACACGAUAAGCGAAAAAGACUUUUGCGAAAGUCUAGCAUUGUUACUAAUACAUCGUUACCACAAUUUGCUUCACAAAAAUUUAACUUUCUAAAAGUCAGUUUUGCUGAACAGUUUUUCAUAAAUUUAAUGUCGACCGUUGAUUCACAAACUGUUAGUGAAUUGCGAUCAUUUUUGUCUUAAAAAUUUAUACCGUAAUCAUGCUGUUUGCGAACGACAUUUAUUACAAAAGUCAGUGAAAUGGUAUGUUUUACAGUUAUUAUUUUUUGGUAAGUCACUGCCAAUGAAUGUUUUACAAUCACAGCAUGUCGAAUAAUCGCAACACUGCCUUCAACGCCACCUUUUCGACAGACCUUUUGUCAUGUAUGUAUGUUUAUUCGUCUCGCAAAAUAAAAGAAUUAGUAAUUAUAAAUACUGAAGACUGGAUGUAUGCACAAGACCAUACUGGCCUAAAACACGAAUAUUCGCCAUACACACCCUUUUGAUAUGUAUAAAUUAUAAUACGGUAAAUCAAAUACUGCCAGGCCAAUGGCAAAUCGUCGACAGGUUGCAACAUAAAAUUCUUUAUGUGACAAACACCUAUGCAUAGUCUGAAUGCGUGAUUGUUUCUAAACCUCAAAAAAGUUCUAAUUUUUUUACUUAAUCAGUUACAACGGCUAUAGUUAUUUAUAGUACAUAUCCACUCUUAACCUUGUGUAUAGGCGUUGGAGUAGACGCGUAACGAUUUUGUUCUGCACUCUUGAUAAUACAUAAAGGGCGAUUUUAGGUCGACAAGGAAAUGGCUGUUUCGAUAUCAAUAAAAUAUUUCCUUUUUA
Messenger RNA from Styela clava, 3621 nucleotides. Its product is annotated as importin-11-like. The record is from RefSeq and is a predicted model, not a curated record. NCBI's taxonomy places the organism in Eukaryota, Metazoa, Chordata, Ascidiacea, Stolidobranchia, Styelidae. Gene Ontology annotation, molecular function: small GTPase binding. Gene Ontology annotation, cellular component: nuclear envelope; cytosol. Gene Ontology annotation, biological process: protein import into nucleus.